Molecule: messenger RNA, 442 nt
Organism: Sitophilus oryzae (rice weevil)
Lineage: Eukaryota; Metazoa; Arthropoda; Insecta; Coleoptera; Curculionidae
Product: tubulin polyglutamylase TTLL5-like
Exons: 3
Coding region: 119-442 (107 amino acids)
Biological process (GO): microtubule cytoskeleton organization; protein polyglutamylation
Cellular component (GO): cilium
Molecular function (GO): tubulin-glutamic acid ligase activity; tubulin binding
Source: RefSeq, a predicted model, not a curated record
AGUAUCAUAGGAUUACGUUAAGUCAGACGAUCCUAGUGCCGAAAAUGUCGGACACAAAUGGACUUUAAGCGCAUUGUUACGUCACUUAAAGUCUGAGGGCAAGGACACAGCAUUGCUGAUGUCACAAAUCGAAGAUGUAGUUAUCAAGGCUGUUUUGGCUUCAGCUAAUUCUAUUAUAUCUGCCUGCAAAAUGUUUGUGCCCCACCAAAACAACUGUUUCGAACUGUAUGGAUUUGACAUCCUAAUUGAUUCUAACCUCAAACCUUGGCUGUUAGAAGUCAAUCUUUCUCCAUCUUUAAAUUGUGACAGUCCGCUAGAUGUCAGACUUAAAUCCGCCAUGUUGGCCGACCUGCUCACAUUGGUCGGAAUUCCAGCGGUAGAUCCUAUACUUAGACCAAGCAGUACAGUCAAUCUCUCAAAAGCUGUUUUGAGCCUGAAAUGA